CUGUCUGCAUGCAGUUAUGGGACAACAACCGCGAGGAUUUUGUCAAGCAACACCAUCAAUAACGGCAACAUAGCUAAGCAUUUUGGGAUGCCAUUCACGUUAUCUUUGCUUAACGCUAGCUACUCGUCUUAGUCAUCAAGUUAGAUAACGGUUGUCUGAAUGGACAACUCGAGCUACUGCACCGAGAGCUUGAACAGUGCGUUGAGCGGCACGAAGAGCGGCAGCAGCUACGACGAUAUGGUGGAGAUAACCGGAGCCACGCUGGACUUUUCCGUCACCGAAGACGUGCAGUCUCUCGACAGGGACGGAGAUGGUGUAGAGGGGGUCCCCAGGCUGCUGGAGCUGCUGGACGAGCCUGUCCCAGGCCUGGGGACGUAUGAGGACUUCAACACCAUCGACUGGGUCAGAGAGAAGACCAAGGAUCGGGACCGACACCGAGAGAUUGCCAGUAAGAGUAAGGAGUCUACUUGGGCGCUGGUGAAGAGUGUGUGUGAUGCUUUCUCUGGAUGGCUGCUUAUGCUGCUCAUAGGACUCAUGUCAGGGGCGCUGGCGGGAGGGAUCGACAUCUCGGCUCAUUGGAUGACAGACUUGAAGGAGGGCGUGUGUUUGAGUGGGUUCUGGUUCAACAGAGAGCACUGCUGCUGGGGCUCCAACCACACCACCUUCCAGGACCGGGAACAGUGCCCCCAGUGGACCUCCUGGGCACAGCUGCUCACAGGCUCCACGGAGGGUGCAGCAGCCUACAUAGUGAACUACCUGCUGUACGUGAGCUGGGCUCUGCUCUUCUCCUUCCUGGCCGUCACCCUGGUCCGAGCCUUCGCCCCCUACGCCUGUGGAUCUGGGAUACCUGAGAUCAAGACCAUCCUUAGCGGCUUCAUUAUCCGGGGAUACCUGGGGAAGUGGACCCUGGUGGUGAAGACGGUGACCCUGGUGCUGGCCGUGUCGUCGGGGCUGAGCCUGGGGAAGGAGGGGCCCCUGGUCCACGUGGCCUGCUGCUGCGGGAACAUCCUCUGCCACCUGUUCACCAAGUACCGCAAGAACGAGGCCAAGAGACGAGAGGUGCUGUCUGCGGCAGCUGCUGUGGGAGUGUCUGUAGCGUUUGGAGCACCAAUAGGAGGAGUUCUCUUCAGCCUGGAGGAGGUGAGUUACUACUUCCCCCUGAAGACUCUGUGGCGGUCAUUCUUUGCCGCGCUGGUGGCGGCGUUCACGCUGCGCAGCAUCAACCCGUUCGGGGACAGCCGCCUGGUGCUGUUCUACGUAGAGUUCCACACCCCCUGGCACCUGCUGGAGCUCAUCCCCUUCGUGCUGCUGGGGGUGUUCGGGGGCAUCUGGGGGGCAAUGUUCAUCCGUGCCAACAUCGCCUGGUGCCGGCGCCGCAAGACCACCUGGCUAGGCCGCUAUCCUGUCCUGGAGGUGCUGGUGGUGACGGCGGUGACAGGACUGGUGGCGUUCCCUAACCCCUACACGCGCGGCUCAACCAGUGAGCUGAUCUCCGAGCUCUUCAAUGACUGCGGCCUGCUCGACUCCUCCCAGCUCUGUAACUACGACAACGUCAACGUGACGCGCGUCAGCAACAGGCUUCCUGAUAGGCCGGCCGGGAGGGGGGUGUACACCGCCAUGUGGCAGCUGGCUCUCGCACUGGUCUUUAAGAUGCUCAUCACCGUGGUUACCUUCGGCAUGAAGGUGCCUUCGGGUCUAUUCAUCCCUAGCAUGGCAGUGGGCGCCAUCGCGGGGCGGUUGCUAGGCAUUGGCAUGGAGCAGCUGGCGUUGUACCACCAUGAUUGGCUGGUGUUCCAAGGCUGGUGCUCCCCCGGAGCCGACUGUAUCACACCAGGCCUGUACGCUAUGGUGGGGGCCGCUUCUUGUUUGGGCGGCGUGACCAGGAUGACCGUGUCCCUGGUGGUCAUCAUGUUCGAGCUGACGGGCGGCCUGGAGUACAUCGUGCCCCUCAUGGCCGCCGCCAUGACCAGCAAGUGGGUGGCGGACGCCCUGGGCAAGGAGGGCAUCUACGAGGCGCACAUCCGCCUCAACGGCUACCCCUUCCUGGAGCCCAAGGAGGAGUUCAGCCACAAGACCCUGGCCAUGGACGUGAUGCGGCCGCGCCACGGCGACCCACCGCUGUCCGUGCUCACGCAGGAUGGGAUGAGCGUGCAGGAGGCGGAGGAGCUGGUGGCCAGCACGGCCUACAGCGGCUUCCCCGUGGUCGUGUCCCGCGAGUCCCAGCGGCUGGUCGGCUUCGUGCUGCGCAGGGACCUGGUCAUUUCUAUAGAUAGCGCCCGGCAGCGUCAGGAGGGCGUGGUCAGCUCGUCGCGCAUCUUCUUCACGGAGCACCCGCCCCCCCAGCCCCCCGGGAGCCCCCCCCCCCUGAAGCUGCGCAGCAUCCUGGACCUGGGCCCCCUCACUCUCACCGACCACACCGCCAUGGACAUCGUGGUGGACAUCUUCAGGAAGCUGGGCCUGAGACAGUGCCUCGUCACUCACAACGGGCGUCUGCUGGGCAUCAUCACUAAGAAGGACAUCCUAAAACACCUGGCGUCCAUGGCCAACAGAGACCCAGACUCCAUCCUCUUCAACUGACCCUCCAGACAGCACUGUGGAGCACAGGACUCCAUCCUCUUCAACUGACCCUCCAGACAGCACUGUGGAGCACAGAGACCCAGAACUGCCUAGAUCUGUUUUCUGGCUAUGCCUGUAUUAAACAGUAUUCUGGUUGGUUGGCUGACUCUGUAAACAGUAUUCUGUUUGGCUGGCUUGCUCUGUUAACUCUGGUUGGUUGGCUGUGCUGAUUUAGCAUGCAGAUCAGCCCCAGCGAUGAGGGGAGAGGAAGGAUCAUCAUAAUUAUCUUCAUCAUCGAUAUCAUCUAUGUCUUAUAUCGUCUCCACCUUCUUCAUCACCUUAGCCUGAGAGAUCUGUUCAGAGAUGAAUAGUUGUGCUUCUCAGUCAGUAUAAACCAGACACUCCAUCCUGUGUUCACGAAGCACGCUGCUGUCCUCCAGAGAGGGGGGUCUUAAGGGCAGCAGGCAGCUCUUCUGCUAGGCUCCACCCCUCCAGGGGGAGUCACCUCCCUGAGGUGUACUUGUUUUGGACUAUGCUGGUUGACAGCUACAGCAGGCACUACCCAUGAACUACCACUCCCUAACAACUACCACUCCCUAACCUUGGAACCCAUCUGUGUGUUAUGUGUUCAUUAACUGCAAUUAACACUAAUCUAAGAUUAUAAACUAUGUAAUAUAUCACUAAUGCAUUCCUGUCAUUUGAUCUUUGCUAGGAAUAAAACAGUGAGAGAGCGAGAUG
This is a messenger RNA of Osmerus eperlanus (European smelt), 3294 nucleotides long. It is a transcript of the gene clcn5a, whose product is annotated as chloride channel, voltage-sensitive 5a. Gene Ontology annotation, biological process: transmembrane transport; chloride transport. Gene Ontology annotation, molecular function: voltage-gated chloride channel activity. The record is from RefSeq and is a predicted model, not a curated record. Lineage: Eukaryota; Metazoa; Chordata; Actinopteri; Osmeriformes; Osmeridae. Bases 160 to 2577 code for a protein of 805 amino acids. Gene Ontology annotation, cellular component: synaptic vesicle; early endosome; plasma membrane. The transcript is spliced from 14 exons.